AUGGCGACAGAAACAAAAGUGAAACAAUGUUUAAAAAAGUUUGGCUUCGAUAAAUUCCGAUCUGAUAUUCAAGAAAAAGCCAUUUUAUCAAUUAUAAAUGGAAAUAGUGAUGUGUUCAUAUCGUUUCCGACCGGUGCUGGAAAAUCAUUGUGCUAUCAAUUUCCUGCGGUCUACAAAGAAGAUGGUCUUUCACUUGUUAUAUCUCCAUUACUUGCGCUAAUACAAGAUCAAGUCACAGCUCUAAAUGAUAAACAAAUCGUUGCACGUACACUUAAUUCAACAUUGAGUCAACAAGAAAAGAAAAUCGUACUUGGAGAUCUUAUGCAACGGCAACCAACGACUCGUCUAUUGUAUAUAACACCAGAACUGGCUGCUACUCAAAGUUUUUUAUCGAUAAUCAAAAAAGUUCAUCAACGUAAAUUAGUUAAUUACCUCAUCAUUGACGAAGCACAUUGUGUGAGUCAGUGGGGUCAUGAUUAUCGACCUGAUUAUUUAAAAUUAGGUACAUUACAUGAUGAACUAAGUAAAGUUCCAUGUAUUGCUGUAACAGCUACAGCAUCACAGAAAGUAAUUGAUGACAUAUACAGUUCAUUACAUUUGCGACGACCAGUAAUUGAAUUUAAAUCAUCCGUAUUUCGUCCGAAUCUUUUUUAUGAUGUUCAAUUCAAAGAAUUAGUUGACGAUCCUUUUAUCGAUUUAUGUCAAUUCAUUGAUGAAAUUAAAAAAAUGACCGAUACGCAAUCAAAUAGUGGAAUAAUUUAUUGUCGAACACGUGAUUCAUGUUCGGAGUUAGCUAACAAACUAACUCAAACGGGUCAAUGUGGUUCGGUGAAAGCAUAUCAUGCUGGUUUAACAAAUGAAAAACGAAAACAAAUUCAAGAUGAUUGGAUGACAGGCUCUAUCAGUAUUAUUUGUGCUACUAUUAGUUUUGGAAUGGGUAUUGAUAAGGGUGAUGUUCGAUUUGUUGUUCAUUGGGAUUUGGCAAAAUCCAUAUCUGGCUAUUAUCAAGAAUCCGGCCGAGCUGGACGCGAUGGAAAACGAUCUCAUUGUCGAAUGUAUUAUUCGGCACGCGAACGAGAUACACAAUUAUUUCUAAUUAAUCAAGAAAUAAAUGAUAAAAAAAUUGCUGAUGAGCAAAAAACGUCGAUGCUUAAUGGUUUUAAUUCUCUUGUUCAAUAUUGUGAAGAAGCAAAAUGUCGACAUUUGGUGAUUUGUAAUUACUUCGGUGAUAUGUCGAUGAAACCUUGUGAAAAAAUGUGUGAUGUAUGUACACAACGUGAACUUGUUUCAGCUAAUUUACAAAAUUUAAAGAAAAAGAAAUUCGAUGAAACAAUCAAUCGACGUUCAACAAAUCGUAUCAUGUAUCGUGAUGAAGGCAGCGAAGAACAGUAUGAAGGUGGUCGCACUGGAAAUCGGCGUGAUGAACGGGAAUAUCGUGAGAUUGAUGAUAAUUAUCGACGAGAGGAUGAAACUGAAUCAGCUAAAUUAGCUACAAAACUCGUACAAAAUGAACUUAAACGACGCGCAGCGGCAGUGGAAAUAAAACCAAAAGCUUGGGUAGCAGCCAGUACUAAUUGCCCGUUAAUUGAUCCAAGCAAUCGAAAAAUUCCUAAUGUUACCGUUCAACUACGUGAACAUGUGUGUCGGAAAUUAAAAGAAGUAUUAGUUGAAAAUAUUGAAACACAUUUUGCUAAUGAUGAAGCACAGCGAAUUGCACUUGAAGCAACAUGUCUGGAUAAAGCUAUUUGGCUUGAACAUCAAGUAUUUCAAGCAACAAAAAGUGAACCCAUGUAUAAAAUGAAAUAUAUGUCCAAAUGUAAUGAAAUUACUAAAGCGACAAAAACUAAUGCUAGUUUGUAUAUAAUUGAUUCUAUGCCAACACAUUCUAAUACAGACUUGUCAUCCUCGCCUACAUCUUUAAAACGUAAACUUUCCGAAACUGAAUCAAGUUCUAUUUCAAACGAACCCGAAACGAAAAUUCUUAAACAAAACGGACACACAGAUGAACAACAAGACAAAUCUAAUCUACCAUCAUUGUCACCGAUAAACACAGAAAAUAAAUCGCCGAAUCGAAGAAGAUCAUUAUCAUCAUCGUCGUCUUCCUCUUCGUCGUCAUCAUCAUCAAGUUCAUCAAGUAAUUCAUCGUCAUCAUCCUCAUCGACGACUUCGUCAUCAACAAAUAAAAUUUCAUCACCAAAAAUUAAAAUCAAUAAUAAUGAUAAAUCAACUAAAACUCCACCAUUAAAACGGCCAAAUGGUGAAAUUCCAAAGGAAAAGAAAAAAGCAAAAUUAUUCGAUCAUUCACUAUCAACAUUAACAACGAAUUCGAAAGUUCAGUCAACAAAUCAUCGUCAUCGUCGGAAUUCUCUACCAGUUCCACCGAAUCCGUCCGAUGUCAAAGCUAAACAAGCUCGUGGUACAUUAAAAACUUGUCUUGAAUCGAUGUCGAAUUUUUUACAUCAAAAACUCAAUGAACAACCAUCGAAUCAUUUAACAAUUCAAUCACCAAAUGAAGAACCAAUUCCACCGCAAGGUUCAUCAUCACCAUCGUUUCUUAACGAUCAAGAACAACAGAUUCUUAAUGUUAAUCGUCAGCGUCAAACAAGUUUAGAUGAACGUAUCCGAUCAUUAUUUAAUAAUAAUUCUGAUGAAGAUAAAAAAAUUAAAGAUUUACCUAAAACAAACAAUCGUAAAUCAUUACCAUUACCACCCGGUACAUCCAAUUCCAAGGAAGAACAUAAACAUUCAUCGUCGAAAAAACGUAGUAUUUCGUUAACAGCUAAUGGAAAAUCAACAAACAAAAAGUCAUCAUCAUCAUCGCUGCAAAACAAACGAUUAUUAUCGACUUCAUCGUCGAGUGGUAGUCGAAAAUCAUCAACGAAAAAAUCUCGAGAUAGCAAACUUCCUGUGAAUAUCAAAACAAUAUCCGAAGUUGUUGUUGACGUACUCAAUCCAUUUUAUCAAGCAAAUCGAUUUUCAUCUAAAGAAUUAUUUAAAACACUUGCUAAACGUAUUUCACAACAUCUAGCUACGAAAGAGUUCUCAAAUAUUGAUGCGGUGCGCAUGGAUGCUAAAUCAUUAAUUAAACCAGCAUUUCGUCAUAAGCAUUCAAAAAUCUUAACACAUGCUGACUUGGAUCGAAUCGUAUCAGCUUGA
Rotaria socialis is the source of this 3156-nucleotide messenger RNA. The record is from the annotation of a GenBank genome assembly. Lineage: Eukaryota; Metazoa; Rotifera; Eurotatoria; Philodinida; Philodinidae.